Molecule: messenger RNA, 1069 nt
Organism: Musa acuminata subsp. malaccensis (wild Malaysian banana)
Lineage: Eukaryota; Viridiplantae; Streptophyta; Magnoliopsida; Zingiberales; Musaceae
Source: RefSeq, a predicted model, not a curated record
AAAGUAUACAGAAAUCGAUAUCAGUGAUGGCGAGACUCAAACGCUGUAAAAGCAGCAGGAAGUCUUUCCUCCGUCGCUUCUUUCGUUCUGUCCUCGGACUCGGUGAAUACAUACAUGGGAAGUAGAUCUGGGGAGUCAGCCACUGGAGAUCCACAGAGUCCAUCGGGUUUUGGUGGUAGUAGCAACAGGAAUACCAGUAGCUUCCUGUGCAACAUAUGCUUGGAUCCCGCUCAAGAGCCCGUCGUCACCCUCUGCGGUCACCUUUUCUGCUGGCCCUGCCUGUAUGAAUGGCUUCAUGGCCACUCCAGCUCUUCCGAGUGUCCCGUCUGCAAGGCCACUGUUGAGGAGGUGGAUAUUAUCCCACUGUACAGUGGAGGAAAUAGCCCCGCCGACCCACAGUCCAGGUCGAUCGAUGGUACCGACAUUCCCAGCCGACCGGCAGCUGGUCGGAGGUCGGCAAGAGCCCAACAACCACAACCUGACAUGACCAGUUUCCAUCAGCACAACGUGAACCAUGUCCAUCACCUCAACAACCAUUACCCAUGGCCAGUGGGCUGGAAUCAGGUGGCUGGCAUGAGGCAUGGUGACUUCUCAUUUCCGGCAGCAACUGCCGGUGGUGUUCCUGCUUCUUUGCACCAAGGUUAUGCCAAUGUGUUUCACUGUUGGAAUGCUCAUGGAAUCCACCAAGGUCAUGGCCAGCUUGCUCAUGGGUUCUACCAGGGUCAUGGACAUCAUGCUCAUGGGUUCUGGCGACACCCAAAUCAUAGACAACGGGCUAAUGUCAUCUGGAACAUGCUUUUCUUCUUGUUUGUGGCGCUGGCAAUUGCUAAUACAGUAUCACGGAUGCUUCUGUAAAUGUUUGAUCCUUUCACAUAUGCCCGCAUCAUCAUUAUCGAUUCACAGAAGUCUGAUCAACUGGUGUCCGGUUGAGGUUGAAAUAAGGUUUUGUUUAGGUUAAAUUGCACUAUCUCUUUACCUUUCCCUUAUUUGUGACUCAAUCUUAAAGAUUACAAAAGCAUGUACUUAUUGGAUCCAUUUUUUCUUUUUUGAGGUGAGUAACUUUUUUCUU